AUGAUUCUUACUCCUUUGAACAAUCUGAGAAAUAUAUUUGGACUGGGGAAGCGUGAAGCAGAAGCAAUCAUCUUAGAUGUCAAAUCUCAAGCAUACAGAAAGAGACUUGCAAAAUCCUUUAACACUGAUUUGGCUGCAGCUCCUAGCAAAGCAUCGUUCCUCCAAAAUCUGUGUGAAGAGCUACAGUUUGAUCCUGAACUUGCUAGCAAGAUGCAUGAAGACAUUUACAGACAGAAGCUUCAGCAGUUUGUAGCUGACGGAGAGCUGAGCAAGGAUGAAACAUAAGCUUUGACGGCAUU
Messenger RNA from Hordeum vulgare subsp. vulgare (domesticated barley), 299 nucleotides. RefSeq names its product protein TIC110, chloroplastic-like. The record is from RefSeq and is a predicted model, not a curated record. The transcript has 3 exons. Gene Ontology annotation, cellular component: TOC-TIC supercomplex I. NCBI's taxonomy places the organism in Eukaryota, Viridiplantae, Streptophyta, Magnoliopsida, Poales, Poaceae. The coding region runs from base 1 to 285 and encodes 94 amino acids. Gene Ontology annotation, biological process: protein import into chloroplast stroma.